AUGGGAAGAUGGUUAGGGUCGGAGUUCUGUAGGGCUGUGAACGUGGGUCCGUGGGAUGGGUUGUCACAGAGAAUGGAGUCUGAGGGUUGUGUGCGUGACCAUGUUACUUAUAAUAUACUCGUACACGAGUUUGCUCGAGGAGGGUUGCUUAAGAGGAUGGAGAGAAUGUAUCAGAGCUUGAUGUCGAGGAAGAUGACUCUGGAGCCUGUUACAUUAGUGUCAAUGCUUGAAGCUUAUGCAGAGGUUGGGGUGUUGGAGAAGAUGGAGGAGGCGUAUGACAAGAUUCUGAGGUUCUCGAGGCUCGAUGAUUUGGGUCGUGCAUACUCGAAGAUGGGAGAUUUCCAGAGCGUUGAACUGUUACUCUCCGAGCUACAGAGGAGGAGAGGUGUGAAGCCUGAUCUUGUGACUCUAGGAAUCGUCUUCGACUUGAGUGAAGCUGGGUUUGAUGGUACUGGAGUUUUUAUGAUAAGCCUGUGGAGAUGA
Messenger RNA from Eruca vesicaria subsp. sativa (arugula), 483 nucleotides. NCBI's taxonomy places the organism in Eukaryota, Viridiplantae, Streptophyta, Magnoliopsida, Brassicales, Brassicaceae. The record is from the annotation of a GenBank genome assembly.